Molecule: messenger RNA, 996 nt
Organism: Salvia splendens (bonfire salvia)
Lineage: Eukaryota; Viridiplantae; Streptophyta; Magnoliopsida; Lamiales; Lamiaceae
Exons: 4
Coding region: 1-996 (331 amino acids)
Biological process (GO): DNA transposition; DNA integration
Molecular function (GO): DNA binding
Source: RefSeq, a predicted model, not a curated record
AUGAUGCAAGGCAAAGCAACAGGUUAUCAACACAAAGAUAAACUCAUGUUAGAUGAAGACAAGUUUAGAAACCUGUCCAUGCUUGAGAGAUCAACCAUAAGGAAGGUUGCUUCUAAGAUGGAAGUAAGCAAGACAACAAUUGAUAGAUUUCUUAAGAGUAAUCAGUUGAAACCUCACACAAGUUCUAUCAAGCCUACACUUACUGAAACCAACAAAAUUGCAAGGAUGAAAUGGUGUCUUUCUCAUAUUCAGCUAACACUAGCUGAAGGUAAACUUCUUUACCAUUCAAUGCACAACAUUGUUCAUAUUGACGAGAAAUGGUUCUACAUGACAAAGACAUCAGAUAGAUACUACCUUUUGCCGGAUGAAGAUGUGCCAUACAGGUCUUGUAAGUCCAAGAGAUUCAUCACUAAAGUGAUGUUCAUGGCUGCUGUCAGUAGGCCACUUUGUAGGCCUGAUGGAGAAAUCAUAUUCGAUGGUAAAAUAGGCUUAUUUCCAUUCACAGAACAAAUACCAGCCCAAAGAAGUUCAAAGAACUGGCCAAAAGGGACACUUGAGACAAAGCCUAUUCAAUCAAUUACCAAGGAAGUCAUGACAGCUUGUCUCCUAAACCAGAUUAUACCAACAAUCAAGGCCAAAUGGCCAGCCAAUGCAAGCAAGAAGAUUUUCACACAGCAAGAUAAUAACAAACCUCACCUUAGAGCUGCUAAUCAACAGUUUGAGUCACUUGCUAGUACUGAUGGGGCAAUACAGUCACUUCAAGAUGACAAGAUGGCCACAAGUGUAGAUGACUUGCUUAGGAAUGUGUUUACCUCAUUUGAAGAACUCUCACCACAGACUCUGAAUAGAGUCAUCAUAUUGCAAAGCUGUUUGACAGCAAUAUUACAAGUUGAAGAGGGUUUGGUGAGAGAGAGCUUGAAGUAUCUAAAGCUGCCUGAAAACAACACUGGGGACACAUAUGACAUAGGGCGGCUUAACCAUGCUUUAGGGUACUAG